UACACGGCUGUUUAAGGAAAAAGUUGACUACAGUAAAAAUUUGUGUAGUGAACAGAUUUUAUCCUAAAAUUUCAUCAAAAUAGUGAAAUUAGAUAUGCGAACACUGUUGGCAUAAAUAGAUGCAACGAUGAAACUCAUACGCCGUGGAAGCACUACCUACUAAGUAGACCAAAGGUUUGUUGUAGAUGGCAAGGACAAUAAAAGCACUGAUAUCUCCGUCGAAUAAGUUCAAAUAACAAAUACUCAGCAUUGUUGAUUUUCAAACCAUUAGUAUCAUAAACGGGCACAAAGGAGAUAAUUUACGUUUAGGAUAUUCAGAAUUAUUAUACCAAAUUUCUCAAACACAAAAAACAGAACGUUUGAUAUAUAAAACAUAGAAUGAACUCUGACGGUAAUAAGAUGGAUACGUCUAGUAACGGACGUAUCAUAUACAAUAUGUCUCAAAUAGCGCCCGGUAUGGGAUCGACCAUACCUUGUACAGAUUUCCCUGUUAACAAUUCAAAUAUAACCUUAAAUAGUCUUGGUAGUGUAAGCGGUAUUGGUAGUACAUCGGCAGCUGCUAGCAAUGAUUGCUGCUUAAAAUUGAAUAACGAACAAAGUUUACCAUCAGCCACAAUUGCUAGAUGUCAAAAGCCGCAGGAGCGUUAUGUAUGGGAAAUGCGCACACGUAGUCCUAAUGUCACGCCUGCCAGCACUGUGCUGAAUUCACCGGAUUUAAAUACAGAUGUUCAAUAUACACUACAUCAUCAUCAGCAUCGGCAACAUCAAAUAAGGGUUGGGCGAAGUCCUGGAAGUCAAUUUGAAUCACAAAACGUAAUACCACAAGAUCUCGCCAGUCCAGGCGGCUCACCGACUGACGUCGGUAAAGUCGGUGUCCAAUGUCUGCGGGAUGGUGAAAUAGUUGUCUUUGAUGAUAUUGAUACUAGCUGGAUGAAUAAGACAGGUACACCUAACGUUUCAAACGUUGCGCAAGCGAAAAAUUCUUUAGAUUGUUUUACAUCAGCACAUAAUCAGCACAAUAAUGAAGAUAUUUUAAAAGUCACAAAAAUGAUUGGGCAGCUACCGAUUGCCGAGUACGAAGGAUCCCCACGUCGAUUUGGCAAUCUACCACAGGGCAAUAUGAAGUCGGCAGGUGCAUGCUCUUUCCCUAAAAGGCCGCCGGGAUUCCCGCAACGUGUGUCGCCUAUAGCAGGUGCUCAACAACAACAACAACAUUCAUUAAAUCAGCAACAGUUUAUGCAACAAGAGCUCAAUUCACGUACAGCACAAUAUGCAAAACGUAGCUUUCAACAGCAGCAACAAUCAUAUUAUGUGACGGCCCCAGGCAUCGCGUCUGAUACUGCUACCGUAAAUAAUUGUCCUGUUAAUAAAUCCAUUGGCAAUUUAAUUGACAUUGAUGGCGGAAGUAGCGCCGCAAUUGUUGCUGACAGCAGACAAGGUGAAACGCCUGCUUUCGAUUAUUUAUAUGAAUGCUCUGAAACACGCAAAGUUUUAGAAGAUUUCUUCAAAGCAAAUUCAGAAGAUGAAAAACGGUUUACGGAUCAUACCGAAAGCGGUGAUGAUGUGGGCAGCUUUGUAUGUCAGGACACCCACUUAGAAUAUGAACGUGAGCGUGAACGUGAACGAGAAGAGGGGAAACAUAUUGAGCAGGCGUACAUAGGACAGCGUUUAGCUAGAAUACCUAAAGAGGAAUUAAAUAUGGUGCAUCGUUCGCCUCGUAAGCAACCUUGUGAAACGGCAUACAAUGAAAACAAUGACAUCGAGUUAUACAUAGACUCAAACAGUCGCAGCAGUGGAGAUUUGGCUGAUACAGAUUUAGAAGCAAAUAUGCGCCGUCACUCCCGUAAUUUCACAUUGUCACCUGAGACUACUGACUACGAUUCCAACUGUGGUGAUCUCGAUAGUUUAUCCAAUGAUAUAAACUGUCCCACUGACUAUGGUAAGCUGUACACUAGCAUGCCUGUAUUGGAGGAUGGAUUAUCGAGUGGACAUGCUUCGGAUACUGAGAAUAAUGUAAAUACCGCAGUGGAAAAUGAAAAACAAAUUGUCGAAUGUAAAAUUGCGGAAAAUGGGGAGUAUGAACAGACACAACAGCAAUACAAAGAAGAGCAGCAACAGUCUACGCCCCCUACAAUGAUGCAAAAUAAUGACUAUACCACGACUUUAUCACAUGAAUGUAAUGAUAGUUGCAUAUCAAACAACUUAGGAGGCGAUAUUGUGAUGGAUUCGAAUUUAAUAAGCGAUUUAAUCGAAAUAUCUGAAAAGUCAAACCAGCAGCAAAAUCAACAGCGGCACCAAUCAAGUCAUCAGUUAUGCAGUCAUGAAGUUUUUCAAAAUGAUGGCAACUAUUGCAAUAACAAUGAUUGUUUAAAUGCAACGAAUGAGCUUACCCAUAAUGAUUCUAAAUACGACGCCGUCUACGUAUCAGCUAUAACUGCAAAACAAUCUCCACCACCUCCGCCAGCGCCAACAGCUUAUCGGCAGUGUGCACGCUCUAAACAGCAGCGAGAGUCAGCAGACAUACAAGAAGCAAUGAAGGAGAUACGAUCGGCGUUACAACGUGCGAAAACGCAGCCAGAAAAAUUGAAAUUUUGUGAUGAAGUGUUACCGCCAGAUCCUGAAUCGCCAGUGUGGGUGCCACGUAAAGCAUCGCCUUGUAAUGCGACUUUGGUAGCCAAUCGGAUCGAGAAUCACCGCUUGCAUAAUCAUAGUGGUGAUAUUGGCGAGGGUGCUAUUGGGACGGUGUGUGAUGAGGAAGAACCGGAUACUGAUUUGGAGACGGAUCGAUUGCUGGGGCAACAGCGAAUAGACGAACAAGGCUAUUAUGAUGAUAAGACAAUUUGGUCAAAACCAACUCGUACCGGUGCAGGCACCGAUUCCAAUGACCAGUCACCUAGCACAUCGGAUAUAACAAUGCUCACCACGAAUUCUGUCAGUAUUAAAGCUCAAGCAUUCUCGUCAGCAACAAUACGACAGGGUAUCGGCACAGCGCUAACACCGAGUUCACCGGAACAAACCCAGAUUGUGGGCAGCGCGGAUGUUACGCUCUCCUCACCUGAAAAGCUACAAUAUACAAAAAGUCCAACGGGUUCUAUCAAAUCGCUAAAAGAUUCAGCGAAUAGCGAUAAGAAAGCAAAAACUCGCAACAAAGAGGGACUGUUGGACCCUGCAGUGCUGAUUGAAGGUGUUCUAUUUCGCGCACGUUAUUUAGGCUCAACGCAAUUAGUGUGUGAGGGGCAGCCUACGAAAUCGACGAGAAUGAUGCAAGCUGAGGAGGCUGUGUCACGUAUUAAGGCUCCAGAAGGUGAAAGUCAACCCUCUACUGAAGUCGAUCUAUUCAUAUCAACCGAAAAGAUUAUGGUGCUCAAUACUGACCUCAAGGAGAUUAUGAUGGAUCAUGCUCUACGUACUAUUUCCUACAUUGCCGACAUUGGUGAUUUGGUUGUGCUAAUGGCUCGUCGUCGAUUUGUGCCAUCCGACUCGUGCGGCUCGGAUGCAGAUAUUGCCAACGGUUGUAAUGAUGGCAAUAAAGAUUCUCAAGAAAAUGGCACUGGCGGUAAUAACUCUAGUGAAAACGGUGGAACGUCCAAUAGUAUUAGCUGCAGUGUUGGUAAUGGCAGUAAUAAACUUAAUCGCACACCCAAAAUGAUUUGCCAUGUCUUCGAAAGCGAUGAAGCGCAGUUUAUUGCACAAUCAAUUGGUCAAGCUUUUCAGGUUGCCUAUAUGGAGUUCUUGAAAGCGAAUGGCAUUGAAGAUCAUAGUUUUGUAAAAGAGAUGGAUUAUCAAGAGGUGCUCAAUAGCCAGGAGAUUUUCGGCGAUGAAUUGGAAAUAUUUGCAAAAAAGGAGCUGCAAAAAGAGGUUGUUGUACCAAAGAUGAAAGGAGAAAUACUCGGUGUGGUGAUUGUGGAAAGCGGUUGGGGUUCAAUGCUUCCAACUGUCGUUAUAGCUAAUCUGAUGUCAGCAGGUGCUGCGGCACGCUGUGGUCAGCUAAAUAUUGGUGAUCAAUUGAUUGCCAUUAAUGGCAUGAGUUUGGUCGGCUUACCACUGUCAACUUGCCAGAAUUACAUACGUAAUGCGAAAAAUCAAACAGCGGUAAAAUUCACUGUUGUACCGUGUCCACCAGUAGUUGAGGUGAAAAUCAAGAGACCAAAUACAAAGUAUCAGCUGGGCUUUAGUGUGCAAAAUGGCGUGAUUUGCAGUUUGUUGCGUGGUGGCAUUGCGGAACGUGGUGGUGUACGUGUGGGACACCGUAUAAUUGAAAUCAACAAUCAAAGUGUGGUGGCGGUGCCACAUGAAAAAAUUGUUAAUCUGCUCGCUACAUCCGUGGGCGAGAUCUUAAUGAAGACUAUGCCUACAUCAAUGUUUCGCUUACUCACGGGACAAGAGAAUCCCAUAUACAUUUAAAUUAUAUUUAACUUCUGCGCUAUUAAAUAAUCGUAAAUACAUACUUACCACUAAAAUAUUUAUAAUAGUCUUUUCUAAUUCAGUUUAGUAUAUCUUGUGCGCUAAAAUGAAGUUUUAAUACUUUCUAUUUAAAGCCUAACAAACUAACACUAUACAUACUCAAAUCAGAUGUACUAUUAGACGAGUAAGUGCAAUAAGUUAAUGCAAAUUGUAAAAAAAAAAAACAAAAACAAAUAAUAAUCGCAAAAAGUGUUCAAUUGACGCGGUUCAACUUUAAAUCAAUCAAUUUAUAAUUUUUGCAAAAAUUUACUAAAUAAUAACACAUACUUUACGCCUAAAUAUAAUAUUUUGUAACCUUGUGAAAACUUCAAAAAUGAUCUUCAAUCAUUGCUUAAUUGAAAAUCUAAACAUACGUAUAUGCAAAUAAAAUAUUUUUACUACAAAUUGUGUAACCAUGUAUCACUAAACUAAUAACUAUAUCAACUUGCAUUAAACAAAUGCUUCUUUCCAUUCAAUGAAAUCAUUUAUAAUUAUGUAAGAAUUUCAGUUCUGGCGAUUGUAUAACGUCAAAUGUUUUGAGAUGAUUAAUUGGCUUCAAACUAUUGUACAAUAUCAUAUGUUCUAGAAAACAGAAUUUAAAAUUGCUAGCUUAAAGUAUUUAUGCCAUGGCAAACACAAUACUGUUAAAUGAUUAAAACAGCAAAAUAUAAAUAACUCAAUGUAAAAAAAAAAA
Messenger RNA from Ceratitis capitata (Mediterranean fruit fly), 5137 nucleotides. RefSeq lists its product as uncharacterized. Gene Ontology annotation, molecular function: protein binding. Gene Ontology annotation, biological process: chemical synaptic transmission. NCBI's taxonomy places the organism in Eukaryota, Metazoa, Arthropoda, Insecta, Diptera, Tephritidae. The record is from RefSeq and is a predicted model, not a curated record. Gene Ontology annotation, cellular component: plasma membrane; cytoplasm; dendritic spine. The transcript is spliced from 11 exons. Bases 379 to 4404 code for a protein of 1341 amino acids.